AUGUUUCUUGCUCUUAACUAUGGCGGCAUUAAGAGACCUAAGUCCAUGCCAGCUAUAGUCAUCCGUUAUCGUGGAAUAACGGAGUACCUGGAUACAGCUUCAAACGGAUUUUAUUAUCAGUUAGAAGGAAACCAAGGGUGGAAGAAAAAAGUGGAUUCUGAUGAUGAUUUUGCCGGUACACACCAUCAUUAUCACAGCAUACCGCCUGCGCAGGGGCAAAAAUCUAUGGUUACGCCGGUACCUCUAACCCCACAUCCUUCUUAUCAGCCGAAAGCCCGCAACCAGAAAGCAAUGAAUACAAAUCCACCACAAAGCACACUGGUAUUGAGUAUUGGUGAUCCCUUUCAAUACCCGGUUGUGCUGUUAUGCGAUUAUAAUCUUAUUCUACCUUUACAUGCUCUUUCACAUUUAACGCCAGAAUGA
Messenger RNA from Loa loa (African eye worm), 423 nucleotides. RefSeq lists its product as hypothetical. The coding region runs from base 1 to 423 and encodes 140 amino acids. The record is from RefSeq and is a predicted model, not a curated record. Lineage: Eukaryota; Metazoa; Nematoda; Chromadorea; Rhabditida; Onchocercidae. The transcript has 3 exons.